UGUACACACUGUCUUGUCUUCAACCUUAAAUUAGUUGACUUGACAGAUAAAGAGAGAGCAAGAGGAGAGCUUCUGAAGGUCUUCUGGUUUUUUGCAUUUGCAUAUUCAACCUCUUCAAUGGGUACAAAUCGUGAAACACUGUCGAAAAAGCCACCCGCUGUUUCAAUUCCUAAAUCAACCCCAUUAUUUUCUCCAAGACCGGUUAGUGAGCUUGAACCUGCAGCAACUAAACUUCAGAGAGUGUAUAAAGCUUACAGGACUAGGCGUAAGCUUGCAGAUUGUGCUGUUGUGGUUGAGGAACUAUGGGAGAAGGCCUUAGUCUUUGCAGCUCUGAAACGAAGCUCGGUGUCCUUCUUCAACAUUGAGGAACAUGAAACUGCUGUGUCACGGUGGGAACGGGCUAGGACAAGGGCUGCCAAGUUAGGGAAGGGUUGGUGCAAGGAUGAGAAGGCUCAGAUGCUAGCUCCACAGUACCUUCUCGAAGCUAUUGAUCCACGCCAUCGGUUCGGACUCAAUUUGCAACUCUAUUAUGAUGUCUGGUCUGAAUGCACGACUAUCCAACCUUUCUUCUACUGGUUGGAUGUUGGUGAUGGUAAAGAAAUAAACCUCAAGGAUUGCCCAAGAAGUGUUCUAACCCGUCAGUGCAUCAAAUAUCUUGGACCAAAAGAGAGGGAGUCAUAUCAAGUGAUUGUGGAAAAUGGAAAGCUCAUGCACAGGCAAACUGGGAAGCUUGUUCACACAGUUGAACUUGGGUCUAAGUGGAUUUUUGUGCUGAGCACAUCAAGGGCUUUGUAUGUUGGGCAAGAAACAAAAGGUGUUUUCCAGCACUCAAGUUUUCUAUCUGGAGGUGCUGCAAGUGCAGCUGGAAGAUUAGUUGCCCACAAUGGGGUUCUUGAGGUGCAUUAUAUUUCUGAAAUACUACUGGUUUUUAAUUGUUGUGCAAUAGAUGAUGACAAAGAAUCAUUCAUUGAUCCAACUGAUCAUCAACAUGAGAGUAUGGGGUCCACAUCCAAUGCAACCAAUAGAGAAGCCCCUGUAUAUGACUUGUCCAAGCGUUUGUCUUGCAAGUGGUCUACUGAGAGUGGUCCACGUAUUGAGUGCAGAGCUAGGAUUGCGAACACUGGAACAAGUCAACUUGUCACCAAAUAUCAAACUGGGCUGCCAUGGAAGUAGUAGUCCAAAUCCAAUCCCUUCACCACGACCAAGCCCAAGAAUCAAGCUCACACCUAGGCUUGCCUAUAUGGGACUCCCUAGGCC
Molecule: messenger RNA, 1257 nt
Organism: Prunus avium (sweet cherry)
Lineage: Eukaryota; Viridiplantae; Streptophyta; Magnoliopsida; Rosales; Rosaceae
Product: IQ domain-containing protein IQM1-like
Source: RefSeq, a predicted model, not a curated record